UAACAGUUUAAAUCAAUCAGUCAUCCCCACCACAGCAGACAAAACACAGAAGGUGACCACUGACAAAAUAAAUAAAGUGCACAAAGCAAAAAAGCGCUCCUCUCCUAAAGAAAAUGGUAGCCAAACUGAGUCAGACCUCAGCAAGUCAAAGAAGCACAAGGUUACAAAUAACAAAGUCAGCACGAAGACUGUCAAGAAAAAAUAUCCCCUCAAAGAACAAGAGUCCACCUCAAAGAAGACCGCCAAGGCAAGAUCUGCUGUCCCACAAGUUGAAGCCAAAGCAGCAGCAGUUGUAGUAGAAAAUUCUGCUGAGGAGGAUGGAAAAGCAAAGGCAGAAAACAUGGACUCAACACAAAACAGCACUGGUAACACAGUGCCUGCUGCUACAGCAAACAUUUUAAAUGAAGCAACUGCACCACCCAACAGCUUAAAUGAGGGAGCCUCACCACCCACCACAUCAGGACAAAAAACACAGAAGGUAACAACAGAGGAAAAGAAAUCACACACCAUGAAAAAAGAGAGACAUAAAGAAAAGAAUGCUAAAACUGCUUCUUCAAACUCAGGCAAGGCAAAUAAGAAGCACAAAGAUAGUGAUAAAAAGGGGGACAAAAAGACAGUCAAGAAAAAACGGCCAUGCAGUGACCUGGGAAAAACAUCUGCCUUGAAAAAGACUGCCAAGUCAAAAUCCAUAGUCCAACAACAGGAUGAGACCAAAACAGCUGCAGCAUUAGCGAAGAGCACUCUUGAUGAGGAGGGAAAAGUUAAGGAAGAAGCCUCAGAUGCAACACUUGACAGCUCUGGUCCCUCCAUGCUUGCUGUUACCAGCAGCUUAAAUGCAAAGACUUCUCCAUCCACUGCCACUGAAGAGAAAACGCAGAAAGUAACAAAAAAAUCAAAGAAAUCUAAUGAUAUGAAAAAACCUGACCCCAAUAAAGCAAAUAAGAAGCGCAAGAAUAUUCAUAAAGAAGGUGACACAAAGAUAGUCAAGAAAAAAUGUAAAGAUAAGGGUGUUCCACCAGCAUCUAAGAAGCCUGCAAAAUCAAAAACUGAAGUCCAACCACCCACUGAGGCCAAAGCAGAGAUGGAGGAGGGAAAAACUUCAGCGGAAACACCACAAUCUGCAGUUAGCAGCUCUGGUAACUGUGUUAUAAUGAAUGGACAAGCGGCAAGUGAAGAUUUAAAAUCUACAAUGUGUAAGGACUCUCUUGCCAAAUAUAGUAAGAGGCCAUACAUGCGACUGCCACCUACAGCUUACCUUGAUGAGAAGUACAUCACCAUGCCAAAACGGAGGAAGGAGAUGUCACUUUUCCAGCCGUAUCAGAGAAGUCCCCCCGCUGGGCAGACUCCUGUUCCAGCAACUCUGCAGAGACAACGAUGUGCCAAUUGUUUUGCUACUUUUAACAGUGCUGAGGAUCUGCAGAGUCAUCUCCAGCUGCAGAAGUGCUCAAACCUCUUUGGGUUUGACUCUGACGACGAGGGCAACAGUUGAACAGGGCUAUUUAAGUCAAAAUGGAUUGUUGUCUGGGAUGCAUAAUAGAGUGACCUGUGGACCUGCAUGGAGCUCCUGGAUGGAUCAUACCUCAACAGAUGAUUGCUCUCUGAAUGACUCGUUCAUGAUUUUGGGCAAAGACUCAUGCAUCAGGAGUUAACCAAGGAGACCGGGAACUGAGAGGGUCUUCUGACUUUUGCUGCAGCAUGUGCCUGUAACACAAGGCCCGGGAGCGGCCGGGACACAUCAAAUAGCCAGUCGGUAAAAAGACUACUGAACUGAAUCCCAGUCAGACUGUUAGCAGAACAGCUAGUACUAAAGUGCCUGCUCUGGAACCGCUGUGUCGUUUCCAGCUGCUUCACCUGGUAUGGAGAUUGAGUAUUGUGGCUUAAAGACUGGACUCUUGAAAGCUGUGAAAAAAAAAAAAAACUGACGCUA
Molecule: messenger RNA, 1927 nt
Organism: Seriola dumerili (greater amberjack)
Lineage: Eukaryota; Metazoa; Chordata; Actinopteri; Carangiformes; Carangidae
Product: nucleolar and coiled-body phosphoprotein 1-like
Exons: 2
Coding region: 341-1489 (382 amino acids)
Source: RefSeq, a predicted model, not a curated record